Molecule: messenger RNA, 1568 nt
Organism: Aphanomyces astaci
Lineage: Eukaryota; Oomycota; Saprolegniomycetes; Saprolegniales; Verrucalvaceae
Exons: 5
Coding region: 32-1489 (485 amino acids)
Biological process (GO): signal transduction
Cellular component (GO): cytoplasm
Molecular function (GO): protein binding
Source: RefSeq, a predicted model, not a curated record
UUCGAAGUGCGCGUGGCAGGCGACAACGCCGAUGGAACGGAAGGAAGCUCUGGUAGCGCAUGGGCGAGAAGUGCUCGAGAGAUUCAAAGGAAAGGAACUCUCUCACUUGACUCAGCCAGAUAUGCCAUCUUCGUCGACAAGUGACGACCAUACAACUACAGCCCAUGCCACCGAUAGUAGUCCCCUGCUUCCUCGACAAGACAAGCUGUGGAGUACGAUCGUGAAUUCCCACGUUGAAAACGGGCAAUUGUCCGAAUCCAUCGAACGCAACGCUCUAAAGCUAGUAGACUACAUCUUGGCCAACGACAAAUCCUCGCACUCGAACUUGGCUCAAAUCGCCGCGCCGAUCGCGUCGGCUGUGCGUCAACUCUGCCACAAGAAGCAGCAGGUCGAAGCCGCCAUCCUUCGCGACAUCAAGUUGCUUGGGCCUCCCCUCGUCGUGGAUUCCACCACCACCAACUCGAGUGCCUGGGUUGCGGCUUCCGACGUCCAAACCCUGGUUAACGCGCACACGUCGUCGUUACAAGAAGAGUUGCACGCGGCUCAAAAAGCCAAUCAAUCCCUCGAAGUCAAGCUGCACGCGUACAAACUGCAGUUGCAGCAGACUUCCGACAUGCCCCCAGCCACGACAGACAUGACCAUUAGUGCAAAGAAGCCGGUCGAGUUGCAACUUCAGGAAAAGGACGAACUGAUCGCCGCGUUGAAAAUCACGUUGGAUGAAGUGGCGAGGGAGACGAGUCAGAUGGAGAAGCUCGUUGUGGUGCAGAUGGACAUGAUCGCCGAGCUCAAGCACGCGACGGCGGCUGGCCCCGUGCCGGUGAUGCUACCUCCUCCUUCUACUGAUGACGUAGACGAGGGUCACCAUCAUCCAGAUUCCCAGCAAAGCGAAGGGGAAGCUGUGCCGGUGGACGAUGGCUUGGUGCACAAGAUCGAGGACUUUCAGACGCCGCUGCCCCCGGGGUGGGAGAUGCGGGUCACGACCAGCGGCAACGUCUACUUUGUGCACAUCACGUCCAAGGUCACGACGUGGGUCGAUCCCCGCACACACCCCAUCCAAGUGCAAACCACUGGCCUCGACAACACUUCGUUCCCGUCGCCAUCGACCCAGUACUCGAUGGAGUUUCACGAGAAGCGCCGCAUUGGCAUCAUGUUCCAACCCAACUUCCCCAUCGAUCAAGGCGCGUCGGUCCACCGAGUGCUCCCGGAUACCCCCGCGGCGCUAGCGAGGCAAAUUCAUCCAGGCCAUCAAUUGGUCGCUGUGAACGGACAUCCCAUCCACGAUGCGUCGUUUAAGCACGUCAUGCUGCUCCUGCAAGGCGGCUACCGUCCGCUGAUUCUAACGUUCGAUCGAGGGAAUUCGGACACUCCGAGUGGCGGCGAUCGAGUCAAGUCUGACGACGACUUGUCCUUUGCGGAUCGGAUCAUCACGAGCGUGUUUUCCAUGAUGUGGUCCAUGCCGCCAGAGGAAAAGGAACCAGCGCACGUUUAAGACGGGAGUAGGAUUACAAGAAUAGUAUUUAAAACAGACACACAGAAUAUACGGAUCCGAAUAUGUUUUACCGGACAAA